GGCAAAACUCACUUAAUAAAUGUUUCACUUAGCAACAUAAAUUUGGGGCUCAAUUGUGGUCAUAAGUUGAAGACUACCUGUAAAUGAUUUUCUUGCUUGAAUCAGCUUGGAAAUUGUUUUGAUCUCUUGUGGGGAUAAUCCUGCUUGAUUAUUUAACUUUGUAGACACUGGUAGUCACAGAAGACUUUUGAAUAUAUUCUUGGAAAGACACAAGUAACACCUGUUUCUUUUUAUAAAGAAAAAUGAGCUGUCCUACUGUAGUUUAGUUUUAGGGAUAGCAAGUAUAAUUUCCCAUUUUUCUUAAACAACAAUGCAUGCGUGUCUUGUCAAUUUUUUUAUGUUGUAUCCACAUGAUAUGUCUUUAUCUCAUCUUUUAGCUAUGAGUAAGGCAGCAAGACAGUCUACUGUCUUAGUAUUAAAGAAACAUUUCCUCCUUUUGUGAUACCACCCAAGGUAUCACAAGGGCAUCCUGAAAGGGUACUGAAUUAGGCUUUGUUAGGACUGUGCAGCACUUUGGAUCGAAUCUCCCAGAGGUUGCUUCAAUGGGUAAACAUGGCACCUGCUUGGAAUCCCUUGAAACAGCUCUUAACUGUUUCCAGAAAUAGAUUUCAGAAAAGAUUGGCAUCCUAUCCACCAGUCAACUAAAGUGAAGAGUUCAAAAUUACUAUGAUGGAGCAAGAGCAAGAAUGGGAAAACUUAAACAAGUUAUUAAGACAACAUGGCUUAAGACCUGUAUGCCUUGAUAUGCCUGGAAGUUGCGGAAAUGUGCCAGACACAGAGAAAAUUGUUAUGGACAAACAGUCCUCGGAAGCAGUACAGCAUGCACUGAAAACAUUAAUGGAAGAAACAGAGCGUCAGCGAAAAAUCAUUCGUGGCUUGAUAGAAGACAAUCACCAGCUUAGAGAUGAAUUGCGCUUGGAGAGAAGUCGGGCUUCCCGACAGGAACAACGAGCUAAUGAUUUGGACGUUAUUGUGGAAAAUGUCAAACAUAAAAUAUGUCAACUGGAAGACGAGUCAAUAGCUAAUGCUUCUCAGCAACAUAACCAAGUCAGAGAUCUUCAAAAAGAUCAUGAAAUUUCACAGGCAGUGUACCGCCACCAAGCGAAACAGUUGGAGGAGCAAGAAGAGAUGAUUGCCCAUUUACAAAAGGAGCUUUCUAAGCUGGGUCUGGAAGAGCAGCAGCGUAUCGCCACUCAGAAAAAAAUGUUCCGCCAGUUUUGUAAGCAGGCUCCAAGAACUCAUUUGGAUCAGCAGAUUGGGUGUCUAAUUGAUUAUUAUGAAUCUCAGAUCAGCCAUAUAAGAAAAGAACUAAGGAAAUACAAGAAAGAGAUCAAUCAUUUACAAGACGAAGGAAAAGAUGAGGAUGAAUUCUUGAAGAAUAUAGAUGCUACUGCUAAUUACAAAGCUCUGCUUAUGUCUUUCCAGACACAAAUAAUUGAAACAAAAGCUCGAAAUGAACAGCUUAUGCAUGAAAAUACUAAUCUCAAGAAAGAGAUGGAAAUUAGGCCAACUGUGCAAGAACUAAAAUUUUAUAAACAGCAAGUGAAGAAGCUGGAGAAAAUAUUAAAGAACAUCAAAUCACUUGAGAGCAGUGAAGAAGAAAACAUGAAAGAAAAUAGAGAACUUAAAAAAGAUUUGGGAGGAAGCCAGCUGCAGGAAGUUUGCAGAAGAUAUUUACAGGUAUUAUCCAGCAUUGACUCUAUCAUCAGAAGCCCAAGGAGAGCUCCUCUAAUAACACUCAUGCAGAAAAAGGGCCUUGGGAAAAGCUGCACUGAGGAGGGAAGUGGAUUUGAGCAUCUCCCUGUUGUGAUUGAAAUCUGGGCUGACCAGCUAAUGGCCCUGAAGAUCUUGCAUCAGUCCCUGAAAAAGCUAUCUCUACAAUUAGUUCCUUGGUAUACCAAAACUAUGCAGGAUACCAAUGAAUGUAUUAGAGUUGAGGACCUUCAGCAAAUAGUAAAUGAAAUCUCUGAAGAAGUAGGCAAUGAAGAAAAGAAAAGUCUGAUUCCUUCACAACAAACCUUGUAUACCAUUGUCUGUCAUUUUCAAAAACUGUUUGAUGUGAAGACCCUAAAUGGCAUUUACCCUCGAAUGAAUGAGGUUUAUACAAAACUUGGUGAAAUGAUCAAUGCUAUGAGGAACCUCUGUGACCUCUUAGAACUAGAUAGCUCAGCACCACCUAGUGUCCUGGUGAACACUGUUGGAAAGCUAUGCAAUUUGUUUAAUGAGAAUGUGGCCUGGCAGGUGGAACAACUCCUGGGCACACAAGACAUUGAAAGCAUUAUCUACAAGUUAGAAGAACAUGAUGACUUUUUCCCAGCAUUUCAUGCUCUUAUUAACAGCUUACUUCGUGUCCUGGAAGUCAGAAGUCUCUCAGAAAUAUUACCUGCUGUACAGAAGCUGAAAUGGAUGGUCCAAUAAUAUAAACUAAAUGUAAACUUUUAACAUGUUGACUACCUCUUAAUGUAUUUUUCAAUAUUUUUAUUAAAAAUGUCUGAAUGGAA
Messenger RNA from Crotalus tigris (Tiger rattlesnake), 2501 nucleotides. RefSeq names its product centrosomal protein 70 (gene CEP70). The coding region runs from base 667 to 2418 and encodes 583 amino acids. Gene Ontology annotation, cellular component: centrosome. The transcript has 17 exons. Gene Ontology annotation, molecular function: gamma-tubulin binding. The record is from RefSeq and is a predicted model, not a curated record. Lineage: Eukaryota; Metazoa; Chordata; Lepidosauria; Squamata; Viperidae. Gene Ontology annotation, biological process: regulation of microtubule cytoskeleton organization; cilium assembly.